Apiotrichum porosum is the source of this 1491-nucleotide messenger RNA. RefSeq names its product dolichyl-P-Man:Man(5)GlcNAc(2)-PP-dolichol alpha-1,3-mannosyltransferase (gene ALG3). Gene Ontology annotation, cellular component: endoplasmic reticulum. Bases 1 to 1491 code for a protein of 496 amino acids. Lineage: Eukaryota; Fungi; Basidiomycota; Tremellomycetes; Trichosporonales; Trichosporonaceae. The transcript has 4 exons. Gene Ontology annotation, molecular function: dol-P-Man:Man(5)GlcNAc(2)-PP-Dol alpha-1,3-mannosyltransferase activity. The record is from RefSeq and is a predicted model, not a curated record.
AUGCCACCCAGGAAGGCACGCCCCUCCACGGGCGACACGCCCAAAAAGGUGUCCACGCCCAAGAAGACUACACCCAAAGCCAAGGCCACACCCACCAGCCCAACACGUUCACACAAGAAGUUGGGACCACACCACGCCAACGUCGUCCCCGGUGGUGCCGCCUCCUCUAGCAGCAGCCAUGCGGUUGAUCUUGAGACUGUCGAGCUCAACCUCCAGACCAUCCUCAGCCAUCCCGUGGACACCGUCAAGGCCCUCCUCUUUGCGCGCCGUUACUUCUUGCUCGUUGCUGGACUGCUCGCGCUGGGAAACUUGGUGGUGGGCGCGAUUAUUAUUUUGAAGGUCCCUUACACCAAGAUUGACUGGCCCGCAUACAUGCAACAAGUCGACAUGUUCCUCGCGGGCGAGCGCGAUUAUUCCAAGAUUGAAGGCGAGACAGGCCCGCUCGUCUACCCUGCACUCCACCUGUACAUCUACACUGUGUUCCACAAGCUCCUGCCCGCAGGAGCACGCGAGCGUCCUGCGCAGUGGAUAUUCCUCUGUGUCGAAUUCAUCACUUUUAUUCUCGUCUCGGCCAUCUACUUCCUCGCUGGCCGUACCAAGCACGUCCCACAAUGGCUGCUCAUUCCCCUCGUGCUCAGCAAGCGCUCCCACUCGAUUUAUCUGUUGAGGCUGUUCAACGACCCCUUCGCCAUGGUAUUGUUCUACGCCAGCGUGGUGCUGUUUAUGCUCGAGAACUGGAAGGCCGCCUCUUUCGUCUGGAGCCUCGCCCUCGGCGUCAAGAUGAACAUUCUCCUCUUCCUCCCUGGCCUUCUGGUCAUUCUCUUCCAGUACCGCGGCUUCUUCGGUGUCGUCGACAGCACGGUGAUCUUUGCCUGCGUGCAGGUUGGUCUGCCCGGCAUCUACUUCUUCGACGACAAGCAACAGCUCAAGAUUUACUUCUUGUCCGCGUUCGAUUUUGGCAGGCAGUUCCUGUACGAGUGGACUGUCAACUGGAAGUUCCUUUCCGAGGACAAGUUCUUGUCCCCGACAUUUGCCAAGAUUCUCCUGGGCGCCCACGCUGCCACGCUCGUUGCGUUUGGCCUUUGGCGCUGGUGCCCCGUCCCCGGCGGUACCGUGGCCACCUUGGGCCGCGGACUGCACAACCUCCGCGCGCUGUUCCAGCCUGCUAUCCCCAUCACGCAGCUUUCGUCUGAGCACAUCCCCCUCGUCCUCUUCACCUCCAACCUGAUCGGCAUGACGUUCGCGCGCAGCCUUCACUACCAGUUCCACGCAUGGUACUUCCACCAGCUGCCCAUGCUGCUGUACUUUGGUCUUGGAAACGGCGCCCCCAGCGUGCUGCUCGGCUGCAUGAUCCUUCUCGAGCGCGCAUGGGACACCUUCCCCGCCACGCCCGGCAGCUCGCGUACUUUGCUCCUCGUCCACCUCGCCAUGAUCGCUGGACUGUGGCUCAUGGGUCCCAAGCCCAAGCCCGCAGCGGCCAAGAACGCCUAA